AUGGCGAAUUCAAUAGCAGCUACCCUCUCAAGAAGACUCCAUCGAUCUCUUCUCUCUAACCCCAGACUCUCUCAACCUUCAAUGUCCUUCUGCACAAACAACAACAUCUCCGACUUAUCAGACACUGAAUUCAAGUCAAACGAUCGAGUAGAACGAGUGACGGAGGAGCGUCCACUCGAAAACGGCCUUGACUCUGGCGUUUUCAAGGCGAUAUUGGUGGGGCAAGUGGGGCAGCUUCCUCUGCAGAAGAGGCUCAAGAGUGGUAGGACAGUUACUCUGUUCUCUGUAGGAACGGGUGGGAUGAGGAAUAAUCGGAGACCGUUGAUUAACGAAGAUCCUAGAGAGUAUGCGAACCGUUCUGCUGUGCAGUGGCAUCGUGUCUCUGUUUACCCUGAGCGUUUGGCUGAUCUUGUCUUAAAGAACGUUGAGCCCGGUACUGUUGUGUACUUGGAGGGUAAUUUGGAGACGAAGAUUUUCACUGAUCCGGUUACUGGUUUUGUUCGACGUAUACGAGAAGUAGCUAUUCGUAGAAACGGCCGAGUUGUGUUUCUAGGAAAAGCUGGUGAUAUGCAGCAGCCAAGUUCUGCUGAGCUUAGAAGCGUUGGCUACUACUGA
This is a messenger RNA of Eruca vesicaria subsp. sativa (arugula), 615 nucleotides long. The record is from the annotation of a GenBank genome assembly. NCBI's taxonomy places the organism in Eukaryota, Viridiplantae, Streptophyta, Magnoliopsida, Brassicales, Brassicaceae.